CUCAAUCCCUACUUGCGCGCCUUCUUUCGCAGUGCGUUGCCCACCCAGUGCCAACCACCAAGUCAUCAUGUCCUCCUUGUUCCCACCACCGAAGUUCUGCUCCGCUCCAAGGACCGCGACACCAACACUACAUAUGCUGAUCUUGCUGGAACCGAGGAGUUCCUGGCGAGCCAUGUGCUGAGAGUACCGGGCGGUGUUCCUUCUUUGGGUGGAUCUGGGAAAGAUGGAGGAAAUGUUCGGGAAAAUAAGAGCAAGGCGAAGCAAUACUCCACCAUCAAUGGCCGGACUGUGGUGGUCAAGGACUCUUUUGUCUACAGCAACAAGGGCUUCAAGACUCUGAAUCAGGCGCAACUUCUCGUCGAUACUGUUUAUUAUCCGGACGCGGCAGAUAAUCAGCAGUGGUUGAUCUAUUACAUCUCGCGACCUCUUAUCGGUGUUUACCAAGCGAAUCCCAUCAUACCAGCUGUCAUCAGUGACGAGCCUAGCAAAGAGCGGAAGAAAUUGCUGGCGGAGGCUUCGAGCGAUGCGGCGUCAAUCACGGCGACGGGUCCACCUCCACCUAAGAAGAAGGAAGUGAAAACGUUUGGAGACCUUCUGGCUCAAUUCCCUAUGAUAUCGCGGCAGAUGCAGCAUGGACUGGAACAGUCAAGACGAUGCUCGAUGAGCUCUCAGCUUUCUGGGCCUUCAAUCAGCGACUCGGUUUCUUCGUUGAAGUCGUCGGUGUCCGGGACGAGUACGAUUCAUCCAACGGCAUUGGAGCUGGAGCCUGAAGAGCAAUCGUUACGGACGUCGCUGGAGACUGCAAUAAUCACGGCUAUCGACCUCUUUCAGAAUGUCGACAAGCAGCAGCUCUCGCUCCUUGGAGCCAACACCGAGCUUACUGGGCCGGCAGUUGAGCGUUUGAUCGAGCGCUAUGUGACCGAGCAGGUCCAUGACCAGACUCUAUUUCCACGAGUGCGUGCGAUGCGAAGGCUGGACGAUCACGACUUGGAAUCCAAAAUCCGCAAGAUGGUUGACAUUGAUAUCGCGCAGGUUGGAGUGCCGAUCCCGGACGGCAUGCGAGGCAAACGUGCCUUGGCAGCGCGGCUUGCAAGAGGCGUUCACGUUUUCAAGAAAAUGGGCGUCGCGGCCAGCCCACAGGAGAUGUUGGACAUUUUGCUGAGCACCCAGAAGGCCAUCACCGCCGCUGACAAUCUCAAAGAUGGUGAUGGAAACGACUCGUCGGGACACCCGGAGGUGUCUCCAUUGACGAUCAACGCCGAUGUCUUAGUGUCAAUGCUGCUGGUUGUUGUCAUACGCAGCGGCGUGAGACACUUGCACUCAAGGCUGCUCUACAUGCGCUAUUUUAUCUUCAUUGAUGAAGUUGAAAGUGGCGAACAAGGCUAUGCUCUGGCGACAUUGGAGGCAGUCUUGGCUCACUUGUCGGGUGGCUCAAGCGCUCUUCGCAAAACAAGCAGGCGGAACAGGCUUUUGUGGCAGGCGGUCAAGACUGGAGAUGUACGAACUGUCGAAGAGAUCUUACAGCCUCGCAUACUGUCGGGUGAGGACUCGACCUUGGCCAGAUCGCCCGUGACGUCGGAUCUUGAGGCCUCCGACGAGGAAGAUAUCUCGGGCGACAUCUCGAGCCUGGACGGUGCAGAUCGUGAGGGCGAAGCCUCCAAUACCGCGAUCAUGACCGACUUUGCUGCUGUCAACGGCUCGCUACAGCACGUCUUUCCCUUUCAAAGGCCGCCCACGCCACUACCAGAUAAUGUGGAGCGAAAGGUGACCAAACACGUGUCGCUAGCCUCCUUACCUCGGAGCCUUUCGGUAUCUUCAGCGUACUCUUCCAGAUCUCAUUCUCGUAAUAAGAGCAUGGAUUCAGAGACGAGUACUGGGAUGGGGGGUGAUCUGUCCACAGCAACGCUUUCGCAGACGCAGGACUCUGAGGGCAGCUCCCUCUUGAUGAUGGCUGUCGAUGCUGGAGCAACAGCUACCUUGAAGCUCCUCCUCAACAUGCCAGCACAUUUCCGCGCUUCAUUCGUUCUUGAAGAUGCGAACAUGGAUGGCGCAACGCUGCUCUCUGCUGCCGUGCAGUCCGGCAAUCGCGCAAUCACCGAUGAGCUUAUCAAUUUCCUGGAGAGGAACGCCUCAGCAGACGAGUUGCGGCACUACCUUGCCAUUGAGGAUAACAAAGGAAGAUGCUUCGCGCAUUACCUGUUCCACCAGCCUCAUCUGAUACGCAAAUUUGGAAAGAAGCUUCCUUGGCGGUUAAAGGAUAAGAAUGGACAAACGCCACUGUUCGCGCUGUGCAGAUCCUAUGACCACGAGCAGUACCACGCAAUGAUUGAGGAGGCCUUGGCUUUAGCGACCGAGACGCAAGGCGACGGUGAGCCACUGCAUCUGGAUGAUCACGUCGACGCCAAAGGCAACACGCUUCUGCACAUCACCAACGAUAUGGCCUUGAGUCUGAAGCUGCUACGACACUCCGACGCAGAUGUAAAUGCUGUCAACGAUAAGCGAUUCACGCCUUUGAUGGUUGGAAGCAAGUAUGGCCGCAUUGACCUCGUUCGAACGCUAUUUGGCGAUCCGAGAGUAGACAUGACGCUGAAAGAUCUCCGUGGAUUGACUGCAGUUGAGCUUGCGAAGGACGACGACGUUCGCAAUCGCAUCGAUGAUCUCGUCCUGCUCUCUUCUCCGCCGGGCAAGGACGGCCGAAUGACGACUGUGGUGCGCUCCCUUUUCGUCGAGGAUGCCACCAUCCGACUUGUUCUGAAGUCUGGAGCUCCCAACUCUGGCGGCACCAUCACCGUCACGACUUGCAGACGCUCGGUGAGCGACUUCGAAAAUCUGUCCAAAUGGCUGUCGAUUGAAUGUCCUGCGAGUUGGCUUCCAACGAAUUUCGACCUGCCUUCACCAUUUCUGCUCCCGUCGCGACCAUCGCGAACUGUGUUGAGGGACACCCAGAUCAGAAUGGACAACUUCUUCCGCAACUUGCUCACGCAUGGGACAUUCUCGACCCAUGAAUUGGUAUGGGAAUUCUUUCUCGUCCCAGAGCUUGAUAUCGAGAUGCUCGCAGAACGGACCAAGCGCAAAGCCGAGGCACGUGUCGAAAACAUUAGAGACGACUUCGAGCCCAUUACGGACACUCAAGGCGUGCAAAACUUUGUCGUCUUCGCGCGAGAGCAGGUCCGCGGUGUCACGCAAGCGACGAAGAAGGCCAUUCGCUUGACGAAUAGGCAGAGAAUGCUGUACAACGACUUUGCGGAAGCACAAAUGUUGUCUUCAAGUGCUCUCUCAACUGUGGCCUUCCUGCCGCAGGAAUACACGAAAGCAUUCGAGCGAUAUUCAAAGGCAUUACAAUCGAGCGAAGCCUCGCCGUUGAGCGGACUUUACUACGCUCUCCACUCCAUUCAUUCAUCCAGCUCGGCCAUUCAAGUCGCGACAAAUAGACCCACCUACCUCAUCGGUAGCAUGGCACAAGCGCAGCGAGCAAUCGACCGAAGCAAAAGCUCCAUCUCCCGCUCCAACCGCUGGACACCCAGCAUUGGACUGUUCGAAGAUGCAAAGCGUGCUGUGGCGAUGGAAGCUUGGGACAAAGCGGCCAAGGCUAGAGGCGAGCUGGAGACGCUCGGCUGUGAACUGAGCUAUACUCAGCAGACUAUUGCGGGUGAGCUUGCGGCGUGGCAGGACGAACAUGUAAGAAGUGGACGGGCGAUGGUGAAGAGGUUGGCGAAAGAGUCGAUUGUACGAGAGAGGGCGAGAUUGGAGGGCAUGAAGAGGGCUCUGAGA
Messenger RNA from Zymoseptoria tritici IPO323, 3771 nucleotides. RefSeq lists its product as uncharacterized. The transcript has 2 exons. The record is from RefSeq and is a predicted model, not a curated record. Gene Ontology annotation, molecular function: guanyl-nucleotide exchange factor activity; phosphatidylinositol binding; SNARE binding. Gene Ontology annotation, biological process: early endosome to late endosome transport. Gene Ontology annotation, cellular component: transport vesicle; late endosome; plasma membrane. The annotation marks the transcript as partial. Lineage: Eukaryota; Fungi; Ascomycota; Dothideomycetes; Mycosphaerellales; Mycosphaerellaceae.